Pristis pectinata (smalltooth sawfish) is the source of this 1601-nucleotide messenger RNA. Its product is annotated as tubulin alpha-1C chain-like. Gene Ontology annotation, biological process: mitotic cell cycle; microtubule cytoskeleton organization. The record is from RefSeq and is a predicted model, not a curated record. Gene Ontology annotation, cellular component: microtubule; cytoplasm. NCBI's taxonomy places the organism in Eukaryota, Metazoa, Chordata, Chondrichthyes, Rhinopristiformes, Pristidae. The transcript is spliced from 6 exons. The coding region runs from base 243 to 1601 and encodes 452 amino acids. Gene Ontology annotation, molecular function: GTP binding; structural constituent of cytoskeleton.
CGCCUGCGCCGUCGGCUGAGGGCGGCAAGCGCGUGGGGCGCUCGCAAACCGCCAACGGACGCGCCGGCCCCGCGGCGGAGCUCCGAGCUGGGACCAAGGCGGCCCGGCGACCUGCAGCGGUCUGCUGCUCGCUCCAUUCCCAGUGGCCGAAGUGCAGCAGUUCCGGCGAAGCUGCCGUGCCUUAUGCCUGCCGACAUCCAUUCCGUGAGACGAGCCUUGGCCCAGACCGGUGGCAUCGCGAGAUGCGGGAAUGUAUUUCGAUCCACAUCGGCCAGGCUGGAGUGCAGAUUGGAAAUGCGUGCUGGGAGCUGUUUUGCCUGGAGCACCGGAUCAAGGAGGACGGGAAGAUGCGCAGCUACAGAAGCGCCAGGCUUGGCGACGACUCCUUAAACACCUUCUUCGACGAGACGGGGGCGGGCAAGCACGUUCCGCGAGCAUUAUUCAUCGACCUGGAGCCUACUGUGAUCGAUGAGGUUCGCACCGGCACCUACAGGCAGCUCUUCCACCCCCAGCAGCUCAUCAGCGGCAAGGAGGAUGCGGCGAAUAACUACGCCCGGGGCCACUGCUCCAUCGGCACCGAGAUCGUAGACCUGGUCCUGGAUCGCAUCCGGAUCCUGGCAGACCAGUGCACGGGACUGCAGGGGUUCCUCAUCUUCCAUAGCUUCGGGGGUGGCACCGGCUCGGGCUUCACCUCCCUCCUCAUGGAGAGGCUCUCCGUCGACUACGGCAGGAAGCACAAGCUGCAGUUUGCCGUCUACCCGGCGCCACAGAUCUCCACCGCCGUGGUGGAGCCGUACAACGCCGUCCUGGUCACCCACUGCACCCUCGAGCACUCCGACUGCACCUUCAUGGUGGACAACGAGGCCAUCUACGACAUCUGCAAGAACAAACUGGAGGUCGAGCUGCCCACCUACACCAACCUCAACCGCCUGAUCGCGCAGAUUGUGUCGUCCAUCACCGCCUCGCUGCGCUUUGACGGCGCCCUCAACGUGGACUUGGCGGAAUUCCAGACCAACCUGGUACCCUACCCCCGCAUCCACUUCCCACUCACGGCCUACGCGCCCCUCCCCCCGAAAGACGCAGCCUACAACAGCCGCCACACCACCCUCAAGAUCACCAGGAUGUGCUUCAAUCCGGGCAACCAGAUGGUGAAGUGCGACCCCCGCCAGGGCAAGUACAUGGCGUGCUGCAUGCUGUACCGCGGGGACGUGGUGCCCAAGGACGUCAGCACCUCCAUCGCCACCAUCAAGAGGUCGCAGACUGUCAAGUUCGUUGACUGGUGCCCGACUGGAUUUAAGGUUGGCAUCAACAACCAGCCCCCGACGGUGGUGCCGGGCGGUGACCUGGCGCAGGUGCCGCGGGCCGUCUGCACGAUGAGCAACACCACUGCCAUCGCUGUGGCCUGGAGCCGCCUCAGCCUCAAGUUCGACCUGAUGUACGCCAAGCGGGCCUUCGUCCACUGGUACGUGGGAGAGGGGUUGGAGGAAGGGGAGUUCCAGGACGCGCGGGAGGACAUGGCCCUGCUGGAGAAGGACUACGAAGAGGUGGGCAUUGACUCUGGCAUUCUCGACUAUCUGGCGGAGGAGGAGGGGAUGGCUUAA